Messenger RNA from Chilo suppressalis (striped riceborer), 3665 nucleotides. NCBI's taxonomy places the organism in Eukaryota, Metazoa, Arthropoda, Insecta, Lepidoptera, Crambidae. The record is from the annotation of a GenBank genome assembly.
UGAAAAAUAAUCUUCAGCUCAGUGUAAGUAAACGUUAAAAUAGUGAUGAAUGAUUGAUGUUAUGUUUCUCUUCCUUCAUUGUGCGAAGUUAUUUUUUGGUUAUUUUUUUUAUAAAUUCUAUAUAACUAUAGAACUUAUAAUUAUCAGAGGUAUUCAUAAAUAAAUUAUAAAUUUCAACAAUUAAAUUCGUAUUACCUGGUUACUCGAAAAGAUGAUAUUCCAGUUAGUUCGAAGAUUGCACAUAGCACCUGUGUGUAGAGCUGCAGAUUCUUCAUUACUGGCAAAACUGAGAAAAAAGACAGGAUACACCAUUGCAAACUGCAAAAAAGCAUUAGAAAUGCAUAACAACGAUACUGAUAAGGCAGAAGCAUGGUUGAAUGAUCAAGCACAAGCUAUGGGUUGGGCUAAAGCCACUAAGCUAGCUGGCCGGUCUGCUCUUCAGGGACUUGUGGCUGUCAAAUUCAACAAGAAUCAUGGAGCAUUAGUGGAACUCAACUGUGAAACAGAUUUUGUUGCCAAAAAUGAUAAAUUCCAUCGAAUGAUUGAAGAUGCUACUGCUGCUUGCUUCAAAUUUGCACAUACUAACUUGACAUCUAAAGGCCCUGUAACAAAAAUGGAGUUGGACAGUGAACAACUUGGUAAUUUAUCCGUUGAAGGUGGUAAAAAACUAACCGAAGUGCUGGCAUUGUUCAUAGGAUCGGUCGGUGAGAAUGCCAUAUUACGGCGAGCCGAGUGCUGGAAAGCCAACGACAAGGACGUGAAGAUAGCUGGCUAUACGCAUCCCGCUCCUGCAACCCCAGGGGAAUACUCUGCUGGCAAAUAUGGCGCAUUACUCGCGUACAAGCAACCUGGAGACACCGAGGACAUUGGUCGACAGCUCUGUCAGCAUAUCGUCGGCUGUGCACCAAGAAAAAUUGGCGACAAGGAACGCGAUAAACCAGCCAAAAACGCCGACGACGAGAUUUGCCUCAUUUACCAAGAAUACCUAUUAGAUCCUUCGUACACUAUCGAAGAAUUACUACAGCAAAACAAAGUAGAAAUUUUAGAUUACGUAAGAUUCUCCUGUGGCGAAGCAAUGGAAGCAAACUUGCCCGGUGUUGAGAAACAAUCAUUGGAUACAGUUCAAACUUUACAGUAGGAUCACUCCCAGAUUGAAUCUUAUUUUAUAUAUUUAUCUACUUAUGCCUAAUAUAAAUGUUAAAAGCUUAAAGCUAUCUUGUCUAUAGUUUAGCCCUAGGUCUGAUUGUUGCAUUUUGAAGUUGCAGUGUAAAAAUAAUAAAAGCAAUAUUAUUUAUUAUUUUUUAUUUCUAAGUUCACAAGAGUGGUCCUUUACAGGUCUUACUUUUUACGUGGAUCAGCCACUAUCACAUUUUUUGCUUUUGAUUUGCCUUUCCAAAGAAACUUUCUACAGUCUUUCUUCCAAAACAUAGCGAUUUCAGUAGGUUCAAAGCAAUAUCCGUGGUGAUUGAGUACUUCAGGAGAAACUACGUGUAAAGCCAAUGUAGUCUGUUCCCUGGUCCUGAAAGGGCCAGUUAUAGCAGGUCUGAGUAAACAUCCACAAGGACACAUAGUAGCAACUUUAGGUGUUGAAAUAACAUUCAUUCGGUUACUUAAAUUUAUCCUUUGUAAAUUAUUACACAAUCUCAGUUCCUCUACAUUCCCAGUAAAGGAUUGUGUUGCUCGAAGAUUCAAAGGUCUCGCAUUCUGAUUUUCAACAAUAUUUGUAAAUCCAACGGCAGAUAUUGAUUUUUUGGUGAUAAUCGGGCUGUCACAAGGGCUCCUUUGAUCACAUUCACUUUCUCUAUCUGAAUUAUUAUCUGUAUACAUGAUUAUUUAUCCUCAUUAAUUUAUUCUAAAAAACUAAAUUGCAAUGACAACUUCAUUUGUUUCCCGCGUCUAUAUUCAAAGACAAAUUAGAGAGAGAUUAUAUCAAUCCAAAGAUACUGUAGCUAGCCUUAUCUUUGCGUUAUUAAUAAUCCUUCGUCCAUGUUCUUGCAUAUUGCACAUAAGAUUCGGCUACGCUGAAUUUACGUUAGUUGUUCAUACAAAAGCGUUGCGCCUUUUUUUCCUUGCCGUUCUGAAAUUAUUAACCAACUUCCAAAAACGGGAGAGGUUUUCAAUUCGUCAGAACCUUUGUUUUUUACGUUUGUUCGACGAGUACUCGAAGAUGGCUGAACCGAUUUGAAAAAUUCUUUUUUGUCCGACGUGGUUUUACUUCCCAGUUAGACCCAUGGUCAUCAAGUCAGGAUCUAAUAAAGGAAACCUGCAGAAAUCAAAGGAACUCCUAAAAAAAUAUAAGCAGAUCCGACUAUAGUAAUUAAGGAAUUUUGGAUAGAAACUCCAAUUCUCCAUCUGUCCAUUUAAUCUAACGAAAGCGCCAUCUGGUAAAGCGGAACUGAUGAUGAAGACAACAGAUGGCCACUGGAACUAGUAAAAUAAGAAUUAACAAAGUAUCGUGUAUAGUGAAGUGGAGCUGAUAGUGUAGUCAGACAGAACUCUUUAACAAUAAUAAUGAGCACUUGCAUCUAGGCUCCCCAACUCAUGCAGCUGUCGAAAGUUAAACCUAAGUUUUUCACUGAGGUGCUAAAUGGAAUAUUAGUGCCCGCAAGAUGGACUUUGGGGAGUGAUUGCCAGUCAACUCUAGUGAUCAUCCUGGAACUUCCAUCAACAUCCCUAAACCGAGAAAAGCAAUAUUUUGUAAAAUAUUAGUUUAUAUUACACUAUUGUAACUUAGCUACCUAAACUUAGCUGACAUAUAAAAAGUGAAGAAUAAAAACUUAAUUAACAAAAAUAAAACGGACGACAAAAACAAAUCACAAUUCAGAAAUAAUUUUUAUCCUUUGAUAUAAAUAUAAUGUGAUGAAUAUGAUCAUUUGAUUUUAAUAAGGCUCUAUGAAUCCCAAUCACUAAACUGUCUAUGGUCAGACUAGGCUACCUCUCUGUUUACUUUUGAUUUAAAUUGGUUUGCAACAUAACAGGUAGUUAUCAAAGCUACUUUGUCAAAGCCUAGGAACUUGUAUACUAACUGAAAUGCUUACGUGACCCUUAAAAGCGUUCCGAAGAGCCAAACCUCAAUUAGUGGAAGGUGUCUCUUACUAGUUGUGUGUCCAAACAGUAACAUAAGCGAUGAGAUAAUUAUUUUUCUGUGGGUCAAGUAACUAUCUCAAAUUGUCUAUUCUAUAUGCUAAGCUUGAAAGUCCAAAAAAUAUUAAAAUCCCUAAACGACCUUCCGAGCUUAUUUAAUAAGUCGCUAUAUGUAUUGCAUCUGUUUUUUAUCCAACAUUGAACACGAUUUACAGUUCUCAAAUUUAAAUUUUAAUUAGGUAAACGACUUCAGUUACUAGGAAAACAAAAAUGAAAAUAAAUCCAUUGAAUAAUAUUUCAUUGAUUUAUUAGUUAAAUUACAGAUUAUUAUUUUAAAAGUCUUAAAAAACACGACGCAGCGUUUUAUCAAUAGGGGUGAUGACGGGGUACAGUAAACGAAAUUCUAUUUAGUCCGACAGUUAGAUGAUCAAAAAAUAAUGGACACGUAUUUUUUCUUAAGAUUUCUAAAAAUACAAAUCAUAAAACAUGCAAAAAUAGUUGUUGUAAGUAUUAAAAAUAGGAUUUAAAAAGGAUUUCAUCUAAAAAAAUGUGACUGCUGAAUUUUUUUUUCAGUAAUAAAG